AUGUCUUUGCCACCCGAACAAAUCAGCAUCAAACGGCGCCGAGAGGAAGAACCGGUAGACACAUUAUAUAUCCAGUCUGAUCUGCAUCAGACCAAGCGUCGGUUUACAGACUUUGUUUUCCAACGAGUCACUGUGAACGGUAAUAACGGUUAUAAUGCCCAUGGAACUAGCUCUGCUCACCUAUCGCACUCUGGGCCGCAGAGGGUCAUUCGAACUCCUCGCUCCGUGAGCAGUCUUCAUCAGCCCAAGACUACAAACACCGCCAGUGGGCCCGUCGUGCCUAUGGUGAGAGCAACGUCACCAGGGGCAGAACUUCGUGAACAAAAGAGAAUUGCGGCUGCCCGCAAGCAGGCUGAGGAUAAACUGGCAAAUGCUCUACAUGGUUCGCCGGGUUCGCUAAAGCCAGAGACUGAAGCUACCACAACUAUAUCACAUAAGAGCGAUUCGGCGCCAACCCGCGAAGGGGUAGUAUCUUCUGCUUCAACCGAACGAGGUACUCCCUCGAUACGUCGAUUCCAGAUUUCACGAAGUGGCACGCCCAUGAGCCCUCUACGUACUACAGGCGGAGGCGUCCAGAAACGCAGAGCAGAUAGUGCCGUGGUUGUCUUGGUGGAAAAGCUGCGGCGUGAGCCACAUUCCAGGCGAGCUUCUCUGGUUGCAGAUGCAGCCGCUCGAGCAGACAUUGCUAUGUCCCUGGCCCAAGAAGAGACGCCUUCUCGUCCUCGAAAGCGGCCGGUGGUAAAUCAAGCCGAGAAGAAGUGGCGAGCGGAGCGGCAAAAGGCAAUUUCUGCUGCUAAAGAUCAUAUUUCCCAAGUGCUUGAGAAGGAAGCGCAGGCUCGCCAGAGUAAUUGGGAGGAGGAAUCGGACAGAUUGGCAAGCCAGUUCGAGCGAAUCGCACUAGAGCUAGACGGGGAAAUGGAGGCAGAGCCAACAAGUUCGAAUCAAUACGCCGCCCCCUCUCCGACUCGCCCUGCGGUGCCUAAGCCUCCGCUGAAACAUCAGCCGCGGGUUCCUAACAAGCAUCGAACCGCACCGCCAGCGCCAGAACCUGAGAGGGUCAACCAUCAAUCGGAGCACGAAGACGGUGGUGAAAGUGAUGAGGAUUAUGUUUACGACACCUACAUCCGUCAUCGGCUCCCAGACAAGGGCUUUAUGGACCCGCUAGCUAGUAUUGAAUUAGACCAAGAAACAUGGCUGCGGCACCAUGGGAUCGAUAGCAGUCGUCAGGAUGUUGGCGUUAUCGUCAUUACGCCGGAGGAUGAGAUGUACUGGGACGACUUUGCGGAGGAUGAGGAUGACGAGGAUAAGUGGGAUAGCGAAGAUGGGGACUCUAACGGUGAGUUACCUUCUAGUUUGAUGCGGAUGCCUGAAGCUAAUGGGACUGCUUUAAUAGCGGAGAAUAAUCCUGCAAAUGACUAUCCGGACGAGGAACUAUCUUGGGACGACGAGGAGGACGAUGCAGCAGCGAUCUACAGAAAAUACCGACACGGAUCCGAUGACGAGGAAUUUGACUGGGACGGCUCCGGCAGCGAAGGUGGUGCUGACGGAUUGGGUCACCGAUACGGACGGUCGCACGUAGAGUCUGAUGAAGAUUGGUAA
This is a messenger RNA of Aspergillus nidulans FGSC A4, 1599 nucleotides long. Its product is annotated as Iwr1 domain-containing protein. The coding region runs from base 1 to 1599 and encodes 532 amino acids. The record is from RefSeq and is a predicted model, not a curated record. Gene Ontology annotation, biological process: protein import into nucleus. NCBI's taxonomy places the organism in Eukaryota, Fungi, Ascomycota, Eurotiomycetes, Eurotiales, Aspergillaceae. The transcript has 2 exons.